GAGACGCAAACCACACAACACCAGCAGCAGCAAGACACAACAACGACAACCGUGGUGGCCUUUGCAGCGGAACGGAGGCGCUGCCGCUGGUGGCGUUGGUAUUGUAAACAUCAAAUAUUUUUAAGGAAAUUCUGAUGGCGGGGCAGUCGAGAAAAUGGAUGAUUCUGGUGGCCACAAUAUGGAUUCAGGCGUUUACAGGGACGAACUUCGAUUUCUCAUCGUAUUCGUCGUCGUUGAAGUUGGUGCUGGGAAUCUCGCAGGUGCAGUUGAAUUACCUGGCGACGGCGUCUGACCUUGGGAAGGUGUUGGGGUGGUCGUCGGGGCUGGCUCUCAUGUAUUCUCUGUGGGUGGUGCUGUUCAUGUCCGCCUUCAUGGGAUUUAUCGGUUACGGCAUGCAGUGGCUCGUCAUUCGCCAAAUCGUCUCCUUGCCUUAUUUCCUGAUAUUUCUUCUUUGUUUGUUGGCUGGGUGUAGCAUCUGUUGGUUCAACACCGUAUGCUUCGUUCUUUGCAUUCGGAACUUCCCAGCUAAUCAACCCUUAGCAAUAUCACUCACAGUAAGCUUCAAUGGCGUAAGUGCAGCCUUAUACAACCUUGCAGCCAGUGCAAUUGACUCAUCGUCUACUUCUUUAUUUCUAAUUUUGAAUGGUGUCAUUCCCCUUCUCACCUCUGCCGCUGCAUUGAUCCCUAUUCUCCGCCAACCCAGUCUAGACCCUCUCCCACCUGAUGGAGUCCGCCGUGACUCCCUCAUCUUUCUCCUUUUGAAUAUUUUAGCUGUUCUAACUGGUGUUUACCUUCUUCUCUUUGGUUCAACCUCAUUUGAUACAGCAACAGCUCGUCUCUUCUUAGGCGGUGCCAUUUUCCUACUCAUUUUCCCUCUGUGUAUACCUGGCAUUGUCUACGCUAGAGAUUGGUUUCGCCGUUCCCUUCAUUCUAGCAUCCGCCUUGAAGGCUCGGGCUUCGUUCUUAUUGAUGUUGAAGAUCUUGAGCUUCACAAAGAACUCCUUUCGCGUGAUAACAGUAUGAAUUACGGGAAUGCAUGUGUUGAUCACCUCUUCAACAACAAUGAAAGACCUCCUUCAACUUUGUCAUUUAGACAUAAGAGCGGAUAUCAGAGCACCGCAGGCUGUUGUGGGGCAAUUUUGGGCAAGGGUCAGUUGGCAAUGCUUGGGGAAGACCACACAGCAGGAGCACUUGUACGAAGGUUCGAUUUUUGGCUAUACUACGUAGCAUAUUUUUGUGGAGGUACUAUUGGUCUUGUGUACAGCAACAAUCUGGGGCAGAUAGCUCAAUCAUUAGGACAGAGCUCCAAGACUACAACACUUGUCACACUUUAUUCAUCAUUUUCAUUCUUCGGCCGGUUGCUUUCGGCUGCACCAGACUACAUACGUGCGAAGGUUUAUUUUGCUAGGACAGGAUGGUUGACAAUUGCACUUUUGCCAACCCCAGUGGCCUUCUUGUUGCUUGCUUCAUCAAGCAGUAGCUUCGCUUUGCACACAGGCACUGCAUUAAUAGGAUUGAGCUCCGGAUUCAUUUUCGCAGCUGCUGUUUCCAUCACAUCGGAGUUGUUCGGGCCCAACAGCGUAGGUGUUAACCACAACAUGCUUAUUACAAACAUACCAAUUGGUUCGCUCGUCUAUGGCCUUCUUGCAGCGAUCGUUUAUGAUUCAAAUGUGAGGUCUAACCUAAACAUCUUAAGGACUGAUUCGAUUGUGUGCAUGGGGAGGGACUGCUACUUCUUAACCUUUGUGGGGUGGGCUUGCAUAUCUGUUCUUGGGCUAGGUUCAAGUGUACUGUUAUUCUUAAGAACCCGACAUGCGUAUGAUCAUUUCGAACAUAACCGUUCAACGCAACUCUACUAACAUGGAACAUUGUUGGAGGCAGAAGAAAACACAUUCCUUAGUUUAUUGCUAAAUUUUGGAGGGAGAGAAGAAGCGUCCUUUGCGGCAAAAAGUUUGAUUGUCGACGGAAUCAACAAGGCAGUUCUUAGUCUACCUAAUCUGGGGGUGUAUUGAUGAUGACGACAACACUAUUGAGGGAAUACUUCAACAACUAUUGGUUAACCAAGAAAUAGAUUACGGUUUAGCAUGUUGCAUUUGUAUUACAAUAUCUUAGAUGCUUGAAGCUAUUCGUUACGCCGACAUAUAAUUAGGUUUCUCGUUUGUAUAUUAUUUCUCAUUUCUUUUU
This is a messenger RNA of Malus domestica (apple), 2184 nucleotides long. Its product is annotated as protein NUCLEAR FUSION DEFECTIVE 4-like. The record is from RefSeq and is a predicted model, not a curated record. Gene Ontology annotation, cellular component: membrane. Lineage: Eukaryota; Viridiplantae; Streptophyta; Magnoliopsida; Rosales; Rosaceae.